UUUCCCACCCUAAAGAGGCAGAGCUUUCCCGCUGCUGGAACUGCGCGCGGCAGCAGAGGGAUAACGUCCCUUACAGCUACCUUGAUUCGGACCAGAUUUGACACCUGGACAAAAGCUUUGUAGUAUGCGUAAAAAGGCGCACUGCCACAACGCAGCGCCACCGCUUUGGAUGUAGACUUCAGCAAGGAGCAAACACGUGAUCAUCCAUUAAAACAACGAUACUUGUAGACAUGACGAUUCUAAGGGUGUUUGUGUUUUGUCUUUUUCCUUUAUCAGAUGCUGUGAUCGACUUGACCAUGAUCUCCACAGCAGAGGUCAUCCGGGUCAACCACUUCACCAUAUCAUGCAUAAAUGGAGAACACAGCUCGGCUCAGGUCAAGCUGGAUAUCAAGAGGGACAACAAGAUUCUCAUUUUGUCUAAAGAGACAAGUUUUAAAGUACACAAGCAGGACAACAGGCAUGUGAUUGCCAGAGAUUUCCGGGCACUAGAUAAUAUUGGCAUCUUCUAUUGUGAAUCUACCCAAAGCAAUUCUCCACUUGAGAAAGUCACCAUGAUCAACAACUUUGGCACAACUAAUUUUGUUCCAACAUCCCUUACAAUGACUGUAAACAAAGGAGAGACGGUUCACCUAAACAUGCUGCUCCUCAGCUCUGAAAAGAGAGAUGUGACUUGGAAGUACAAUGGAAAUUACUAUUACAUGACUCACUGGAAUGAUGUGCUCAAUCGCACUGCAACACUGACUGUGGAGAACGCUGCAUUCGCCAAUCAAGGCAUCUACAGCGCCAGCUACGUCGGGGACAGUCCUCUGCAUGGCGCCUGGAUGAGGCUUAUUGUCAGAGAUUGUCCCAGUAAGAAGUGGGGUUCCUACUGUGAGAGGGAUUGUCCAGACUGUCUCAAUGGUGGAAUUUGUCACGAUGCAGAAGGAGACUGUGUGUGUCCUCCAGGAUUCAUGGGAACACGCUGUGAGACAGCCUGCAGGGAAGGAAUGUUUGGUCAAAACUGCCAGGAGUCCUGCAGGUCUGACUCAAACAAUAACUGCAGAGGGCUUCGUUUCUGCCUACCAGAUCCAUAUGGUUGCUCCUGUGCCAGCGGUUGGUUUGGACACCGCUGUGAAAAAGCCUGUCUUAAUGACAGGUAUGGACCAGACUGCAGGCUGAGUUGCAAAUGCCAGAACGGAGGGAUCUGCAGUCGUUUUAGAGGAUGUCAGUGUCCGGCAGGAUGGCGAGGGCAGAACUGUGAGAAGUCAGACCGGGCUCCUCAGAUUUUAGGCUUGGAUUCUGAUCCGGAGUGGAAUCUGAACUCCAGCCCCAAGAUCUCUUGUUUGGCCACAGGCAACCCACCGCCCAGCCACAACAGCAUUGAGCUGCGUCGAUCGGACAAUAUUGUGCUCAAGCCAACAAGAACAACCAUGGACUCAAACAAGAGCAUAGCCCUGUUUGAAAUCCCUCACCUGAGUGCAAAGGAGCAAGGCCUGUGGGAGUGUAGGGUCUCCACCAAUGGGGGUCAAGACUCACUAAAGUUCAAUCUUACUAUUAAAGAGCCCCCAGUUCCUAUUGGUCCUCCCAAACUGUUAGAGAGGGGUAGUAAGCAGCUGCUGGUGUUGCCAGCAACAUCCCACAAAGGAGAUGGCCCCAUAAUCUCAACAAGAGUCCUUUACAAGCCGGACACCAAUGGAGACUCUUGGUCCUCAGUCAUAGUUUAUAACAAAGAGCCCAUCACGCUGAUGAAUCUGGAGCCUUCCACAAAAUACCGCAUUCGGGUCCAGCUGAGUCGUCCUGGGGCUGGAGGAGAGGGGGCUGAAGGGCCAGAGGAAACCAUGGAGACGGACUGUCCCGAGCCCACAAUUCAACCUGAGAUUGACACCAGCUCAGUGGAGGGCCGCAAUGUUACUGUUCGAUGGCGACUUCCCCCCAACACCGUCAUUACUUCCGACACAGCAACCGGCUUUUUAGUGCAGCUCUCCACUCCUCCACCCCACAAUGAGAAACUGCUGGAGGAGACCACUUUGCUCAAGGUGCUCUCCACCAAGUUCCACAACCUGGAGUAUCAUCAAACCUACACUGUGGUGGUGCGCCUCGUCAACUGUGGCAGCCACGGGCCACUCUCCAAGCCCUACCGCUUCCGCAUCAACAGCCAGGGACCGUCGUCCCCACGCAACGUUGAAGCCCUGCCCCUCUCCAUGUCCUCCAUCCAGGUGAAGUGGCUGCCCCCUGAGAAUCCAAACGGAGGCAUCAUUAAGUACAUCAUUGAGUACCAGGCCAUUGGUCAAGGAAAUCCUCACCCCUGGGUGGAUACAGAUGAUGGUAACAAGACCACCAAGGAUGUGACAGCCCUAAACAGCAGCACGGUCUAUCAAUUUAGAGUAAGGGCUUUCUCCAAAGUGCCUGGAGAGUGGAGCAAGUUUGUGAAAGCAACAACUCAAGGGGAUGACUAUGAGAAUUCAAUUCCCACCACCCAGGGUGUUGCUGGUAAGCCUGCUGGAGAUGGUUACCAGCUGCUGUUGGCAGUGGUGGGCUCGGUGACUGUUACCUCCGCGGUCAUAAUGCUGGUACUGCUAGCUCUGUUCUUCAUCAGGAAAACCCUGGUCAAUCGCCGGCGUACGUUCACCUACCAGUCUGGAUCGGGAGAAGAAACUAUUUUGCAGUUUAACUCAGGAACUUUGACCCUCUCCAGAAGGCCUAAGCCAACGCCGGAACCUCUCACCUAUCCAAUUCUUGAGUGGGAGGACAUAAAAUUUGAAGAUGUCAUUGGGGAGGGCAAUUUUGGCCAAGUCAUUAAAGCCAUGAUUAAAAAGGAUGGCAGCAAAAUAAGUGCAGCAAUCAAGAUGCUAAAGGAGUUUGCUUCAGAGAAUGACCACAGAGACUUUGCAGGAGAGCUGGAGGUGCUUUGCAAACUAGGACAUCAUCCCAACAUCAUUAAUUUGAUUGGAGCCUGUGAAAACAGGGGCUAUCUGUACAUCGCUAUAGAAUAUGCUCCCUACGGUAACCUGCUUGAUUUCCUAAGGAAGAGCAGAGUGCUGGAGACUGACCCUGCUUUUGCCAAAGAGCACGGGACAGCUUCCACACUUACAUCUCAGCAGCUUCUACAGUUUGCUGUGGACGUAGCUACUGGGAUGCAUUACCUCAGUGAUAAACAGUUCAUCCACAGGGAUUUGGCAGCAAGGAAUGUUCUUGUGGGGGACAACCUUGUGGCAAAGAUAGCGGAUUUUGGUCUGUCCCGCGGUGAGGAAGUUUAUGUGAAGAAGACAAUGGGGAGGCUACCAGUGCGCUGGAUGGCCAUUGAAUCCCUAAAUUACAGUGUAUACACAACCAAGAGUGAUGUGUGGUCUUUUGGUGUUCUUCUGUGGGAAAUUGUAAGCUUAGGUGGCACACCAUACUGUGGGAUGACCUGUGCUGAGCUCUAUGAAAAACUGCCACAGGGUUACAGAAUGGAGAAACCCAAAAACUGUGAUGAUGAGGUCUAUGAGCUGAUGAAGCAAUGCUGGAGAGACCGUCCGUAUGAGAGACCCCCCUUUUCCCAAAUCUCCCUUCAACUCAGCCGGAUGCAAGAAGCAAGAAAGGCUUAUGUGAACAUGGCUUUGUUUGAGAACUUCACCUAUGCUGGAAUAGAUGCCACCGCAGAGAAGGCCUGACUACCAGCCCCCCCAGACCCUCGCAUCCCACAUAGCUCAAGGAGAAAGUCUCGCAGGGCAUCGUCGCGCUACUGCCGCCUCCCUGCUGCUCAAAGACGGCAUAGGCGACCUGGACGCCGCACUGCAACCACCCAGCUAUAGAUGAAGGAUGAUGAAAGGACACUCGCUAAAGAUAUCAAGACAUUUGGAGUAUGGCUGGACCAUCAAUUGGAGUGCUUUCACUAUCAAAUGUAGCAACCCCAGGAAUAAGAAACACAAACACAUUUCCUCCAAAAAGAUUUCAGUACUGGUUUGGAGGAUCUACCAAAUAUGGAGCUGUGGGACAUGCAGACAAACCACAGGGUCUGUGGGGUAACAGAGCCAGAACUUUCAUUUCUUUGGAAAAUGCCUUUAUCUGAAGGAGAAUGUAAAGGACACAGACUGGAUAAAGUCUUGGACUGUUUCCGAUCAAGUUGAUCAUCUUUUAAAUAGUAUAGCACUUAAAAGUAGCCUCAUUUGUGCCAUAUUUGUCUACAAUUGUUUUCAUGUGUAAAUUGCCUAUCACUGCCAGUAAAGAACAGCAAUGAGUUUAUGUAAAAUUAUUUUGAGAUAUAAAUAAAUGUAUUAAAACAAAA
Messenger RNA from Oryzias latipes (Japanese medaka), 4246 nucleotides. It is a transcript of the gene tie1, whose product is annotated as tyrosine kinase with immunoglobulin-like and EGF-like domains 1. The record is from RefSeq and is a predicted model, not a curated record. Gene Ontology annotation, cellular component: plasma membrane; signaling receptor complex. Gene Ontology annotation, molecular function: ATP binding; protein binding; transmembrane receptor protein tyrosine kinase activity. Gene Ontology annotation, biological process: multicellular organism development; cell surface receptor protein tyrosine kinase signaling pathway; protein phosphorylation. Lineage: Eukaryota; Metazoa; Chordata; Actinopteri; Beloniformes; Adrianichthyidae.